GUUCAAAAACAGGCACAAAAUGUCGCACAAAUACUAUGACGAGCAGUUUUGCGAAAUUCAAGACUGUCUUGUUGCCACCCUUAAUUCGGAACCAGCUCAGGCCGAUAGAAGGGAAAACAGACAGCUACUUGCCGGCCUGUACGUGCGCUAUAUUACGAUUGCCAAUAAGUUGGGAACCUGCGUGGAUCAGAUGGUGCAACCCCAGAAAAGACUGUUGCUCAGAAAACUGCUCGAAGCAACUCUGGGGAGGAUUUUGGAGCUGAAGACUGACUUGGUGGAAGCGGAUCUUAGCGAGUGGACGCACUGCGGGGAUAUCUUGGAAGAUCUACGUAUCACCCCCAAUGACUCUGAACUUGAAAUUCCUGCGUGCUUCCGAAGGGAAAGGGAGCAGGAGAUCAACUGCAGAAAAGGGGUCAUUGACGACGUACUAAACAAGCUGGGGUUUACCGACGAAGUGGAUGAGCGGCUGCCAAUGAGCGAGCAACAAGCUAUUCUGGUCAUUCAAACUCAUGAGCGGGCCAGACAGGGGCGACUACGGGCGCAAUUCAUGAAAGAGAUCCGAAGCAUGAAGGACAAGAACAAGCCGGUGGUGACGGAAGAAAGCGAAGGAGACGAGCAACAAUUGGGAGUAAAUUUGGCAGCCGCCGUCAAGAUUCAGAAGAUAUGGAGGGGAUACAUGGCGCGCCGCGCCACUAGAAGGCAAAAGCUGCAGGAAAUGCUUCUGAUUGGGAUGAUUCCGCCGCCCAAAAAGAGAAAUGAAGAAAUUGAGAAAGACCUGGAAAAUCAAGAGCGACGGAGGCAAUUGCAAAUUCAACGACAAGAGGAGUAUUCGCAGGAUAUUAAGAAGAUUAGGAGUCAUUUGGAGAAGACCCAAAGAGGUCCUGUUCUGGAACAGCUCAGUGACCAGGUGCGGAACUGGUUUCACGAGUUUAAAGCCCAAACUGGCACAAUUCCUGAAUAUACCGGCUCUGAGCGCAGUGCUUCCAGACAAAUGCCUAGCAGACAAGGAACAGACAGUGAAACCAGUAAAUCGACUCCUGGCUCUUCAAAAGAGUCCAAAAUGACGAAAACGAGAGCCUCAAAAAGUGGCAAAGAACCAAAGGCUGCUGAGGAUGUGGAGGACGAGGAAGACUGGCGGUGUAAGGCAAUCGUUUCUACUUUUGCGCCGGAGUUAAAUGUGCGGAAAGAAGAGUACGAAGAAUGGUGGAGGAACAAGGACGAGUCCUCGAAUCCAAGGCAGCAUCAUUACAAGCACAUCAUCGAGCAUGAGCAAAUGACCGAAAUGGAGAAUGAGCUAAGGAAAGUUGUUGAUGAAAUGAUGAAGGCAGAGCUGAUGCUGCUCCAGGACGCUUUCGACAAAGAUCGGGGCCAUAAAAGUAAGAAAAAGUCGAGUAAAAAAUCGCGAAAAGCCAUGAAAAAGGGCAAGAAGAAGAAGGAGAAAGAUUUGACGCCAGACCGAACGACGCAGUCUUUGUUUGAGGAGUUGGUGGCUAACGGCAUUAUUAAACGAUACCCCGAAGUGUGGAUGCAAGACUUCAGAGGAGAACGAUCGUUCCAUCCGCCAGCAGCUCACAAUAGAGGCAAAGAGCCGCCUUUCGAUCUCGGAGAUAUUCGUCAAGUUUUAACCGAGUACUGUGUAGUCCCACUGCUGUCUGCGCGACUGCACCGCAAUACGCCCCAUAUAAAGUCGGUUUUAUUGGCUGGACCGAAAGGCUCCGGCAAAGACAUGCUGCUUCACGCAAUUUGCAACGAAAUUGGAGCGGUUUUAUUUGAUCUCACUCCGGCCAACAUUGUUGGGAAAUAUCCAGGAAAAUCCGGCCUAAUCAUGCUAAUCCAUCUGGUGGUCAAAGUGUCGCGGUUGCUGCAGCCUUCGGUUAUUUACAUGGAUAAUGCCGAGCGGCCUUUUGUGAAAAAGGUCCCGAAAACUGAUCGCACCGACCCAAAGCGACUGAAGAAAGAUUUGCCCAAAAUGGUGAAAAAUUUUGGGACCGAAGAUCGUGUUAUUUUAAUAGGGGCAACCAAUUGCCCGUGGGAAAGUGACCAGAAGCUGUUGCAGCAGGUUUACCAAAAGUUCCUGAUCAUUCCCCGGCCCAAAUACAGUUCAAGGUAUGCUAGCAGUAGAAUUUUGGAAGCGUUUGGCCGCGAUACACCCAACGAUAGAAUAAAAUACGCAAUUUGGACUCACCUCCUGAACCGGCAUAUGCCAGUGAGUUGGAAGUUCGAUACCAGUGUAGUCAGCAAGAUUUCCGACGGAUACACUGUUGGCUCCAUAGUGAGUACAGUGAAGGAAGUGAUCACCGUAAAAAGAAUGUUGCAGCUGAGGAUUCACCCUCUCAGUCCCCUAGAACUGGUCAAUGCCCUUUGCAAAAGAACUCCGGUUUAUAAAGAGGAGGAUGAAGCUUUGGAGUUGUGGUGGAGCAAAGUUCCGAUGGUGCGAAGAAGACUGAGAGCCGUCGAAAUGCUGAUCGAAGAGGAGGAGGAAAUGAUGGCUAAGCAAGCGAACGCAAAAAAGAAAUAGCUUGAGUCGGUGAGUAGGAAUGUUAUUUAUUUUGAAACAGUUCUGAACUCAUCGCGAUAUUUUCAGGUAUACUGACUCCUCGCAGCGCUCGCCAUCACAACAUGAUAAAUAUAAAUGCAUAAUCAUUGAUCAUAUUAAUAAAAAUAUACAAAAAAACAAUCGAUAUGAUAAAAUAAGCUUAUAUAUAAUAAACGUUCAUAUCCAGAGACAGUUUACUUUCUUUGAAUCUGUAAACUAACAAGAAGUUGAUUCAAGAAAUGCCCUUCAACAAGAUGAAACCUAGAGCUGAGAAGAAGAAGCAUAUACAAACCGUAUGAGAAAAAUAAUGGAUGAGGAAUCUGAGCCAGUGGUGGUGGAAAGUGAGUUUCUAAGCAACAUUUUAACGUGAUAAAUAAGUUAUGUGGCUUUAAAUUUUUUGUAGAUUCAAGCGAUAUGAGCUACAUGUCAGAAUGCCUUGUGAAAGGGUAGAAGAAUUCCAGCUUUCAGAACAUGUUAAAAAUUUAACCGCGUUACUGUUAUCUGUUUUGGCAACGUGCAUUUUUCAAGUCUAACUAAAACAUUAAUCAACCGCACAGGCAGUUGUUGCACAAAGAUUGCAGAUAUCUUAAAGAGGACCGGGAAUCCUGAUAGCAUUUACGAUAAAUCCACUUGCUUUGUGACUAUCCAAGAAAAACCGUGAAUGUUGCGAGCCAGUAAUUUAUAAACCACUUUAGAAUAAAAAGUGAAUUUAAUAUACGUAAGUCUUUUUCAGAAUGACGCUGAAAAUCGGACGAAUACCCAAAGUUUGAACAUCAGUAACACCAGUCAACCGAAAAUUAAAAAAUCUGCAAAAAAGACGCACCAUCUAUACCCUACCAGGCAGAAGAAAUAAGGCUUCUGGUCGUAAAGCCAGUAAAUUGAAUGAUUCAAAGUCACCACUAGCUAAUACAUUCGAACUAGAAGACGAGAUAAUGGUAAAUAAAACAGCACCAAAAUCGAAGAAACGCAAG
Dendroctonus ponderosae (mountain pine beetle) is the source of this 3507-nucleotide messenger RNA. RefSeq names its product IQ and AAA domain-containing protein 1-like. The record is from RefSeq and is a predicted model, not a curated record. Bases 20 to 2518 code for a protein of 832 amino acids. Lineage: Eukaryota; Metazoa; Arthropoda; Insecta; Coleoptera; Curculionidae. The transcript is spliced from 16 exons. Gene Ontology annotation, molecular function: ATP hydrolysis activity; protein binding; ATP binding.